UUUUUUGGGUAGCAUAGUGGAUACUGUUGUGGCGCCAGGACGCAGUCGUUGGUUUAACGGUAGUUCUGACAACGAAACAGUUAAUAGUAGUUAGCGAUAGUUGCUCUGACAAACCCUUGGAGGAGUAAGAAGUGUUGACUAUUUGGUAGUUUACUUUUACUCAACGAGUUUUUUUUUUUCAAACGAAAAAACUUAAGUUUUUGGAAUUUCACUUCUUGUAGAAAUUAAUAUUUUUAAUUUUUGAUUUUUUCAACGAACUUUUGAGAUCAAUUCUGAUGCAAUGAACUAUACCUAGGAUGUUUUGAAAAGGAGUUUUCGGAAGAUUACCAUCAUGACAGAGCCAAUGGAGGAGAGCCAUCAACUGGAAUCUUUAGGUUGCCCAUCAGGUGAGAGCCGCAGGGACGCCUUGGAGCAUCUCCCAGUCAGCUACCAUGAUGGACCACAGAGCGCCGACAGGGGGCGCCAGAGAGAGCAGAAGCAGCGGGCGGAGAACCACGGGAAUAUCAACACAGGCAACUUGUGGCAAGUGAAAGGCGGACAGAGAGAGGUGUGUCCCGCUUCAGCAGACGGAAGCGAGCUUUCAAAGUACCCAAACGCGACGCCGUUUCAGCGCGCGCCCGACGGCCUUCCAAUAAGCGCCAACAGCCACAAUCCGCUCAGAAAAAACGGCCAAGACAGAGCGCUGCAGGAGACUUUGAACCAAGUGCAAGUGGCGAGUUUGCUCAUUGACUCCGACGCGGGCUUUGACGCGCGCCUGGGCAAGAAGAGGCACCGGCGCAGGACCUCCAAGAAGAAGCGCAACUGGAAGCCCUACAACAAACUUUCCUGGGAGGAGAAGAAGGCCUUAGAGGAAAGGGAGACUCUGAGAGCCUCGCGCAUGAGGGAGGAGAUGUUCGCCAAAGGGCUCCCCGUUGCUCCUUACAACACCACCCAGUUCCUGAUGGACGAACACGACCGAGAGGAGCCCGACCUCAACACCGAGGCCCGGCGCUCCCUGGGGGUCGGCGGUCGCCCAGAGGAGACCGGCAGCGAGGAGGAGGUCCUUGACAACGAGCAGGAGGACGACGACGAUGACGGCAGCGGCGGAGGCAGCGACGGCAUCGGCAGGCCGGGGAAUGCAGGUGGAGAGUUUCUCCAGAGGGACUUCUCCGAAACCUACGAGAUGUACCACGUCGAGACCCUGCAGAACAUGAGCAAGCAGGAGCUGGUGCAGGAGUACCUGGAGCUGGAGAAGUGCAUGUCCCGCCUGGAGGAGGAGAACAACCGGCUGAGGCGCGCCGUGGAGCCCGGAGCAGCCACGGAGAGCGUGCAGGUUCGGCUGCAGGAGCUGGAGGUGGAGCUGGAGAGACUGAGAGCCGAGAACUCCGAGCUGCAUCUGCAGAGCAAGCUGAGCAGAGACCAGGACCAGGGCGCUGCGCAGUGAAGGACUGCUCCCAGGGAGGGGAAACCGAUUCAAAAAGGACAAAAAAUGGGACUACUUUUCUUUUCAAACCUGGUUUCUAUCAUCAGUUUGUCAGGAAAGUCAUUGCACUGCAAUGCAAUAGUCUACUGGACGUUUUUUUUUAUUUCUUUAUUCGUUUCUGUCCCAGUUUUAUUCAGGUGGAAAUGUAAAAAAAAAAAAUCUAAACAAAUAGCAGGAAAUGUUUACCCAGCCCAAAAUAAUUUCCAGGUUACAAUGUAGUCAUACCAUUGGCGUACACUGUUCCAUGUUUUUUUCAAAGUUGCAUAUCCCCUCCAGAUAAUAAACUAGUUAAUUUGGCCAUUUCCUCCAAAACAAAACCAAACUGGUGCAAAGAUUUUAACAGCUGUGUGUUAACACGUUGAAAUAAAGAAAAGUUCUAAUUGAAA
Molecule: messenger RNA, 1848 nt
Organism: Oryzias latipes (Japanese medaka)
Lineage: Eukaryota; Metazoa; Chordata; Actinopteri; Beloniformes; Adrianichthyidae
Gene: hexim1
Product: HEXIM P-TEFb complex subunit 1
Biological process (GO): negative regulation of cyclin-dependent protein serine/threonine kinase activity; negative regulation of transcription by RNA polymerase II
Cellular component (GO): nucleoplasm; nucleus; cytoplasm
Molecular function (GO): 7SK snRNA binding; cyclin-dependent protein serine/threonine kinase inhibitor activity
Source: RefSeq, a predicted model, not a curated record